Messenger RNA from Mauremys reevesii (Reeves's turtle), 3629 nucleotides. RefSeq names its product fucosyltransferase 10 (gene POFUT3). The transcript is spliced from 5 exons. The coding region runs from base 347 to 1786 and encodes 479 amino acids. Gene Ontology annotation, cellular component: Golgi membrane. Gene Ontology annotation, molecular function: alpha-(1->3)-fucosyltransferase activity. The record is from RefSeq and is a predicted model, not a curated record. NCBI's taxonomy places the organism in Eukaryota, Metazoa, Chordata, Testudines, Geoemydidae.
UGAUCUCGAACAGCUGCACAAACUGAAAGUAAAAAGUGCAUAGCAACAAUGGCAUAAGAGCGCAGCAGUUUUCCUGAGCUAGUGCAUCCACCUCCAAGGUCUCUUUGGUUCAAAACGCUGCUCUGAUGCCUACAGAAGAACACAGUCCUGUCUAGACACUGAAUCAAACACUGAGCCUGGAAUACAGUCCUUGAUGGAGCCUCCUUCUGAGCAGCUGUGGCCAUUGAGAAAAACAAUGACAGAAUGGGAAGGCACGGCAGGAAUGACUGAAGCUGCAGGAGGAGCUAGUAUCCAUCAUAACAGGCCUUGACCACCACUUGGCACUCUGUGUGCCUGGCAGCGCAGCAUGAUUAGAAUUGGGAAGAAGAGACUUUGGGCAUCUUUCUUCUGCUUUACAGCCUUCUUUUUUCUUCUUGUUACACUCCAGGUGGUUCUUGAACUGGGCAAGUCUGAAAGGAAGAUAAAAGUCUCCAGUUUACAAGAUGGUUCAUUAAAACUGGAGGAGCAGCAGAAACAUGCAUAUCAGUUUUUUAAUAAACAGGAACUCUACAGCAAUACCAGGAGAGUUUUAGAUGCGGACAGAUACCCUAUCCUGCUUUGGUGGUCCCCGCUGACUGGCGAGACUGGGAGGUUAGGUCAGUGUGGACAGGAUGUCUGUUUCUUUACUAUCAAGAGGACCUACCAGCAUAAUCACAUGACAAAAGCCUUUCUCUUCUAUGGUACUGACUUUAAUAUAGAUAGCUUACCCCUCCCUCGUAAACGCCAUCACGACUGGGCCCUUUUCCAUGAAGAGUCACCCAAAAACAACUACAAGCUCUUCCACAAACCUACCAUCACCUUGUUCAACCAUACAGCUACCUUCAAUCGCCACUCCCAUCUGCCGCUGACUACUCAGUAUCUGGAGGGCAUAGAGGUCAUAAAGUCUCUGAGAUACAUGGUUCCGUUGCAAAAGAAGAAUAGCUUGAGAGAAGGACUUGCACCACUUGUGUAUGUGCAGUCCGAUUGCGACCCUCCUUCAGACCGGGACAGCUACGUGCGUGAGCUGAUGAGCUACAUCCAGGUGGACUCCUAUGGUGAAUGCUUACAUAACAGAGACCUUCCCCAGCACCUCAGAAACCCAGCCUCCAUGGACGACGGUAACUUCUAUAGAAUACUUGCUCAGUACAAAUUCAUUCUUGCUUUUGAAAACGCCGUCUGCGAGGAUUACAUCACUGAAAAGCUCUGGAGGCCUCUCAAAUUGGGAGUGGUACCAGUGUACUAUGGGUCCCCCAGCAUUACGGACUGGCUUCCUAGCAAUAAGAGUGCAAUCCUCGUAACAAGAUUUUCACAUCCCAGGGAGCUGGCGCACUACAUCAAGGCACUGGAUACAAAUGACCAAGAGUAUGAGGCCUACCUAGAAUGGAAAGUGAAAGGGGCCAUCUCCAAUCAACGACUGCUUGCUGCUAUCCAAGAACGCAAAUGGGGAGUCCAGGAUAUCACACAGGACAAUUAUAUUGAUGUGUUUGAGUGCAUGGUGUGUAAUAGGGUGUGGGAAAACAUCAGAAGGCAGGAAAAGGGAUUGUCACCCAGGAGAUGGAACGCACAGGUUAACCACUUGAGCUGCCUGAAACCUGAGGCUUUCUUGUUCUCCUCUCCAAACAUACGCUGGACAGCUCUGCAAGAGAUGUGGAUACCAAACUUUGAACAAUCCAAGAAAGAAGCCCAAGCACUGAGACAGCUGGUGGAAAGGAAUAUGAACUUUACAGCUCAGGAAUUUUGGACACUUGUAUUCAAAGAAGAAACAUGAUAGGCUAUCACACAGAGUGAGCUCCCCAAAGGAGUCAGUUAUGUAAUAUUCUUUUGCACAAUGUCUUAACAUUUGUAGGUCAGUAAGUACAGGAAGGAGGUAAAUUGUCCGGUAAGAUAGAAUGUAGUAGGUACAGUACUCAGUCAGUACUGAUAAACUACAGAAUUACCCUCAGUGGUCUUUUAAAAACUGUAUUUUUAUACUAAUUGUCAUUAGCUUGGACAUUUGAGCAUUAAGACCCCUACUCAGGAAGGUUCUUAAUGCACAUGCCUGAUUUUAAGCAUAUGAGUAGUCCCAGUGAAGCUAAUGGGACCACAGUCACUUGCUUAGUAUCAGGGCCUUCCUUGCAGACCUAGCAGAAUCAGGCCUUCGCCUUCUCUGAUCCAAGCUCCCACAUCGCUGGGUUGACAGUCACGGCUAUGGAAUAGUUUAUACAAUCACGUAGGUGUCACUUCUGUGGCAGAGUGCCUUUGAGGCAGGUGUAGCGAUCAGGCCUGCUGCUCAAUAUAUCUAUUUAUCAUCAGUCCCCUUGGCAUUCACAGUUUUAGUUGAGACUUGGCAAGCUAAAAUGUCCUGAGGCUGAGUAGGAAUGUAAAAUGCAUCAGUAUUUAGCACUGGGAAACUCCAUCUGCUACUGCCCGGGGACAGAAAGAAUGAACAUUUCUGGGUAAGAUUUAACCACCAUCUCCUGUUUAAAAUAUAGAACCGUAUGAAUUUUUGCCCUCCAGGGGGGUCACUCCAGACUAAAUAAUUCUGUUUAUUCUGUGGUAAUCUAUUUUCUUUCAUGUAGACAAUAAUAGCCACACAAAGAUGAAAGGCUGCGAUUGGGUGAAGCAGGGAUUAAAUGAAGGGCCUGAUCCUGCUGCAAAGCCUUACCUAUGGUGACACUAGAAAUGCUACAGUGGCACAGCUGCAACAGAGCUGUCACAGAGCCGAAGUGCCUAGCCCUCUAUAGGAACAAACCCAUGAAGCAUAUCGGAUAUCAAUGGGUAUGUCUACACUGCAAAAAUAACCCCCCCAAACCAAACCAAAACUGUGCAACAAGUCUCAGAGCCUGAGUCAACUGCGGGACUUGCACUAUGGGGUUCAAAAUAGCAGACAAGGCGUUCCCACUCAGUCUGGAGCCCGGACUCUGAGACCAGCCCAGGUGGGAACAUCUACGCUACUAUUUUUAGCCCUGUUGUAUGAGCCCAAGUCAGUUGACUCAGGCUCAGACUGGCUGCCUUGUUUUUGGUUUGCCGUGUAGACAGAUCCUUACAUGCAACCUUCAAAAAAUUGCCUGUUUUACCUUUUAACAUGACACCAACAGCUGUAAAAUAUUGCUUUGUUUUCUCUCUCUCUUUUUAAGAAGCUGUGAAGAGGGUUAAUGCUGGAAUGAUCAGGCCAUCUGAGAGUGAUGAACUAAGCAUAACGUAGGAGAACAAUGGAGCGACUAACUUAGAAAUCUUACACUGAAUCAAUGACUAAGAAAGUAAUUAAAGCCAUCCAAUAUAAGAAUGACUGUGUUCAUUUCAGUGCAACAUGGGCCCUGGUCACAUUGCGAGUGAAUGACUGGGCUCUCUCCCGCACACAGGAUGCUCAGACGGGGUGACACCCAUUGGAAAUUCAGCCAAAUACGUUCUCGUGCGAGGCAUUAGAGAAAGCUGCCGAGGGAUCUUGAAGGUGAUAGGUGCUGCACACUUACCAUGUGUGUGAUGCCUUUUACCAGUCAUCGGCCCUGUGUCUGCCUGCCAAGAAAUAUGGUGAUAUAGUGAGUGGUCUCCCAUCUGCCUUUAUGGCAGUGGAUUGGGAAGAACAGCACAUGGGGCAUCUCUGGUUGGGCCUUAAGACAUUGACUGUGCAC